This is a messenger RNA of Pantherophis guttatus, 5727 nucleotides long. RefSeq names its product peptidase inhibitor 15 (gene PI15). NCBI's taxonomy places the organism in Eukaryota, Metazoa, Chordata, Lepidosauria, Squamata, Colubridae. Gene Ontology annotation, cellular component: extracellular region. The record is from RefSeq and is a predicted model, not a curated record.
GCAGUUCGUGUAGCCAGCAGCUAGAAAGCUUUCAGUUUUCCCCACCCUCUUUCUUUCUCCUUGUAAGUUGGUAAUAAGAUACACUCUUUUUUUCCCCCAAGGUUCACACUAGAGCACGGAAGAGAACUGUUUAACUUGGAAGAAUAAUAACUCUAGGCUUUUUGGUUCUUCAAAGAGAUCCUUUCUUUGUCUCCUGCUUUCAAGGAGACAGACCCUAAAAUGACAGUCAUUUCUGCCAUUAGUGGUGCUCUCUUAAUUACCAUUCUCUGUGAAGCAAGUGCACUAGUGUUGCCCAAUUCCACUGACCUAUUCCUGUCAACUAAAAAUUACACUGAUGUUGAAGCAGCUUUGAGAAGUCACCUGGAUCCUGCAAGCCUCCCCAAAGUCAGGAAAAAGCGAUAUAUCUCACAGAAUGAUAUGAUUACCAUUUUGGAUUUUCACAACCAGGUCAGAGGCAAAGUGUUUCCACCUGCAUCCAACAUGGAAUAUAUGGUGUGGGAUGAUAAUCUAGCUAAAUCUGCAGAAGCUUGGGCAGCUACCUGCAUUUGGGACCAUGGGCCUCCUUACUUGUUGAGAUUUCUGGGACAAAAUUUGUCUGUACGGACUGGAAGAUAUCGAUCCAUUCUCCAGCUGGUGCAGCCCUGGUAUGAUGAAGUGAAAGAUUAUGCUUUUCCAUAUCCUCAGGACUGCAAUCCAAGGUGCCCAAUGAGAUGCUACGGGCCCAUGUGCACACAUUAUACACAGAUGGUUUGGGCCACUUCCAACAGAAUAGGCUGUGCAAUCCACACAUGCCAUAAUAUGAAUGUCUGGGGAGCAGUUUGGAGCCGAGCUAUUUAUUUGGUAUGCAACUAUGCCCCAAAGGGAAAUUGGAUAGGAGAAGCACCAUAUAAAGUUGGGGUGCCAUGUUCUGCUUGCCCACCCAGUUAUGGAGGAUCAUGCACUAACAAUCUUUGCUUUCCUGGAGUGACAUCAAACUACUUAUAUUGGUUUAAAUAAAUGGUACAAUAGUUCUAAUGAAAUGCAUGUGUAACAAAAUCUUGUAUAUUUAAGUUUGCAUAUAUUGUAUAUAUAAUGUAUUGAUUCAUUAAUAUUAUUAUGGACUUUAUGUAAUAAUAUGAAGAUUAGUUUUUAAGUAAUUAAUGUAAUAUUUAAAUAUUUCCCUUUAAGUGACAAUGUUACUCUUUUGGACCACUGAUAGCUACAGAUUAAUAAUGUGCCUUAAACAACAAAAACAAGGAAAAUUGGAAUAGGAAUUAAAGUGAUUAUGUUUAGACUCUUAAAGGCCUUAAAAUAAUGUAUCUUGAAAUAUUUUAUAUUUAUACGCCUGGGCACAAGAUGAACUCUAGAUUAUUAUAUCUAAUCCUUUGAGUUUUACUUGUGUGCAUAUGUAUGUGUUUUACAAAAAUGGGAAACAAAAUAUAUCCUGACUACAAAUUGAAAAGUUUAAAUAACUCAAAUUGGUAGAAUAAUAUCAAUAUGGGAUAUUUCUUUGUAUCACUAUUUAGAAUGAACAAAGUUAUGAUAUUUUUGAAAAAUGUGCCCAACCAACUGUAAUUUUAUAAAAGAACAUGAUAUUCUCCAGAAAAUUUAACAGAAGGAAAAAAAAAAUACUGAAAUUAAAAUGGUGUAUAUUUGUAGAGUUUUGUUCUCUAGUAGUAGUAGUAUCCAGUGAGCAAAAAAAGUCCAAACAUUUUCCUUUACUUAAAAAUAUAUGUGCAAUUGUGGCAAAAUUCUGUGGACUAACUUUAGUUUUGUGCUUUGAAAUAUGCUUAGUUAUGUUGCUAUAGUUGAACAAAGUUCUAAAUCAAAGCAAUGUGGCUAUCAUCCGAGGGUCACAAACACUCUUCUUCCUGUUUGUGAUACUUGAGGCCGCUGUUGUUUCUGGGUUUUGCAUUGUGAACUACUUGACUCUUAUCAAUGAUAUUCUUUGUAGGUAGAGUGGGGCAGAUGGGUGCUGCCAUACUAAUGUGGAUCCCAGGUUCAUUAGAGGAUGUGCAAUAAUAUCAGAUAGUGAAUUGUUUAAUUUUGAUAAAGUAUGAUAUAUUUUAAACAGCAUCAGGUUUAUUAUUACCUGGAUGUUCAACACAGGCCGGACUGUAAUAAUAAUGCACUCUUCUAUCCAUAUAUAAGCUAACAUUAAUUUAGAGUCAAAGAUCUUGCUUCUUAAUGGAGAAAGGAUAUUAGUUUGCUUUAUAGUAACCAAAAACUUCCCCAGCACUAAAAUAGUGACUGGAUAGCAAUUAUACUGUAGAACUGAGCUUCUGUGGGGUACAUGCUGUUCCACUUACUAUAUUCCAUAACUCAUUGGCAAAAAGGUAGUCAAGAAAUAGUUUUGUAACAUUACAAUUAAACCUGUUGACCUCUCAUCACCGUCAAUGUAGUGAGGGACUCGUCCUGCCAUAGGGAGAAAACCUCUUGAGUCCAGUAUGAUUUUAGUUGUUGUGGAAUAGGUUAUAACCCUUUCUAGGUACUAGAAGGAAUGGUGAGCAAAAAAAAUGCUAUAUAUUUAAUUUUUUUUAAAAAAAGGAGUGACAUUUAAAGUGUAAUCACUUUCAGAAGUAGUAUAGUAUGCUUUCUGGAUAGCAAUUGUACAUAUCUGAUUCUGUAUUGCAGCUGAAACUAUUACAAAGAAUAUACAUGCAUUUAUAUUUUAGUGAUAAUUAUUCUUCUACAUUGAUAUAAAUAACCUGAUUCUAUGGAAUAUUAUCUUUUAAUAACUCAGACCACAAAACUUUACUACCAAACUGGUGCAUAUGAGUUUUUAUAAUAUGCAAAAUGGUGCUAAUCUAGGGCAAAAUCCUGGCUCUGUUGAAAGCAAUGCCCAUUUUUUUCAUUGUUUUCAGAGAAACUCUGGUUCAUCUACCUAUGCAUUAUAAACACACUGUUAAUUGAAACAAAUACAACAUAAGCUAUUUCAUACGAGCAGCUUCUUAAAACAGGCAGCAGGAACUUUCUUCAUAGACCUAAAGGACUUUCAGUGCAUUGAUUGAGGAACUGACUUUUCUAUCUUAAUUAUAUAAUGAUGUUAUUAAAUUACCUGUACGGUUAACCCAAAAUCACAUAAUAUUUAUCAGCUAUGUUGGUUUCUGCCAAAGAUGGUUAAACCAUAUUUCCUAGAAGUUUAGGAUUUCUCAGUGAAGAAAAUUGGUAAUGACAGAGAAGCAUUUCAGGAAGGAAUCUGAUUACUGUCAACUAUUACUGGUCUUCAUCUGAGUUGUAAAAUAUAUCUUGGUUAUAUUCUAAGGUACUACUAGAUCUAGUUUGUAGGAGUGGCAAAGCCUAGCAUGUCUGGAUGAUAAGCCAUACUUAUCAUCUUUUGGCAGAUGUAUAUGUUGCCUGGCAAACACAUCUGGGUUCCUUGAUAAACAAAUUGAUGUGGAAAAUAUUCUUUGAGUUUACAAAGUUUGAAAACUGCCAGUUUACAUAAAAGGUAAAUCCUGAUAAAUCCUCAUUUUCUUACAUAGCCAGUAAUAUCAAUGGGUGCUUGAUCAAGUAGCUCAAUCUGAAGCCACAGUAUGUAUCUGUGCUAACAUUAAUUAAUUAAUUAAAUUACUGUGGCCUUGGACAAGCCUAUAGCAGAUAUCUGAAGCAUCAACCACCCUGUCACUAUUUUUUUCAGCAAAUAUACAGAAUCCCAGUAUGGGAAGAGUAAAUUUGUCAAAUAUGUGCAGACAUUUUUAAAGGAAAAUUAAAAUUCUCUCAAAAAAGAGAAGACAUUUGUGACUGGGCCCAUGGCCCAUUUUCUGAUUCCAACAGAACUGCUAGUUCCUCAGUAUUUUUUUUUCUUCCUAGAAUUUUCUUGCAAGUGCAGGGCUAGUUUUUUCCAAUCAAACAAAUGUUGAUCUGCUGGUUGUGACAGGAGUUGACAGAAUGGCUUGCACCUGAGCCUGAUGUGCCGGGCUGAGACAGGGUGAUGGGCCAAAGUCAACCGGUUGGAUUUUAUGCCUAAGGCAGAAGUCAAAAUCGCCUACUUUAUAGGUUGGUGCCUUAACCACUAGACCAAAAUGUGUUGGUAUAUUGUCAUACCAAUUUAACUCUAAAGCUGGUGCUAUAUUAUAUAACUAAGGUGCUACAUUACUUUAUCAAUUAUCGUGUACAUUUCAGUUACUCAAAAAUAAGGCAAGUUGGCUUUAAUGAAAUUUAAGUGGCUUAACAACAACAGCAGAGCUGACCUACAACAGUGAUCUAAGAUUAUGACAUUAAUCUUCUGACCAAAACACUCAUUGAUAUGGUUAUAAAUCAAUUGUUUAAAGAUAGCAUACAUUAAAGAGUGUCAUUUCAACAUGUUUAUACAAAACUGUAAGAGUCUUGGUUGCAAUGAGCUUAAAUAUACAUGUACAGUGAGAAUUUAGCACAAUAAUUUAAAAAGAAUGGAUGUGCACUGAAUUCAAAGCAUAACCAAAAGUCAAAACUAGAAAGAAAACUUCAUUAAAACAAGGUGCCAAGAAAUCAAACCUCCAUAUAUCUCACCACAGAUAGAAAAUGCUGCACCAAUACUUCACCAAGGAACCAAUGCAAAUAGCUUUCUGAUAUGUUCCUUGGCAUGAGGCAAUCUAAGAUAUUUCACUCAUGAAGUCUGAACUCAUGAACUAAUAUAUCAAAAUGUAUGAAAUUUAAGUUUUAAAAGUAACUUGUGGAUCUAAUAGAUACACAUUUGUAAAUAUGUAUAUCACAGAAGUCUAGCCAUCAGAAAGCUCUGAAUGACUUUGCUUGCAUGUAUGCACACUGUGGAAAAAUAAAAGUUUGCUGCUGUAUAAGCAAGCUUGAUUAGCACACUAAUGCAACUUAAGUGAUAACACAUUAGGUAAUUGUUGUUGUUGCUUCUGCAAAAAGAUUAGUGUCACUUCUUUUCCCUUUCUGGCUGGAACACAGUGCUAUGCUUCCCUUAAUGGGAUGAGUUUUCAGUUGAAGAAGAAAUGAGCUAAUUCUUCCUCUAAACCAGUGUUUCUCAAUCUUGUGGGUUUAAGAUCUCUGGAUUUCAACUUUCGGAAUCCCCCAACCAGUAUGACUGGCUAGGGAAUGCUGGAAGUUGAAAUUUAGAUAUCUUAAAGUUGCCAAGGUUGAGAAACACUGCUCUAAAUUUUCCCUCUGUGUUCUUCUAUCCUAUUGAAAAAGAUUUAGAGAGCAGGCCAGGUAGUGCAGGAAGGAAAAGAGAGGAAAUAAAAUCCUGUUAAGCUAGUGGAAAUUUACUAGUGAUAUAUUAUACACCACUCUUUAUAUUAUUAGAAAAGUAAGUGUAAAUUAUCCCUGUUAAUUUCAUGCCUAGUCUUGCUCCUCCCUGUGCUACCCAGAUCUAGAAUAUCUCAGUGGUGGGAUUCAACCAGUGUAACGACCGGUUCGUUGAGCAUGCGUAUCACUUUGAACUGAUAACUAAAAUUAGUCUGAUUUAUCUGAACAACCUGAAAUUGCCUUUCUUUUAUAAAUCAUAGUUAAAACUAAUAUUUAUGCGUUAUGUUUAAUUAAAAUGGAGUAAAUGAGUCUAUAUCUCUUACUAUGAAAGAGGAAUGAAAAGUCAACUUACGCACAACAAUGAGAUAGAUAAUUUGAAGAACGCACAAGACCUAGGCUCAUUUGCCCAUUGUUAAAUCAUAGUUUAGUGUUAUAUCUGAAAAUAGCUAAUAUCUAAAAGAUUGUGAGAUCAACUUUCCACCUUGUAACGUGAUAUUGUUAAUACCUGGAAUCAGCAAUUAAUGUAUUUAUAAAAUAAAACAACCAUUUUUUCUUCUA